AUGCGAGCGGUUACCAGCCCGCCGGACGCUCGCGAGGGUUCAAGACCGCGCGUCCCGGUUCCCCUUACCACCUUGACACACCACGCCCGACACCCGAUAGCGAAAGCGGAAAGCGAGGAGUCUCUGCGGGCGAAUCUGGGGCGAGCGGAGGCCGCGCCGUCGCUGCCCCCUUUGCGCUGCUGGCCUGGCGCUACAGCCACGACGGGCCCGCCGGGGGGCCCCGCCCACCCUACUCCCGCGCUUGGAUCGCGCGUAUUUGAAGACGCUCGCGGGAGCGCGUCGGCGGGCUGGUACCGCUCCGCAGUCGGCGUGCGACCGCCGCCGCCGCCGCCGCCGCCCCUCGCAGCACCGCGGAGCACGCGCCUGCCCCCGCUGCCGUUCGUAUUCCGCGCGCGCCGCAGCGCCUUGCGUUCACGCACGCGAGGGUCGCAGGGUGUUGGCGCAGAUGUUUCAAAUAUUGAACACGUGCAACAUCCGACGAUGCGCUUAUCCUACAUCCCGGAAGGCACGUUGCAGGCUCUCGCCAAAGCCAUGGCCCCCGACGAGGAGGAGGACGAGGAAGACAAAGAGCGCGCUCAGGCCAUGCCGAAGACUCCGGAAGAGAGCGAAGAGCUGCUAGAGAGCGAAGAAGAAGAAGAAGAAGUAGAAGAAGAAGAGGCAGAAGCAGUUGAGGUGGAGAGAGAGGUGGAGGUGGAGAAGCUAUCUCCAGAAGAAGAAAAAAGAGAGCUGAAGGAAUCGUUGAAGAAAGAAAUAGAAGAGAGGGUAGAGAAGGAGGGGGAGAGAAGAGCGUUGAAGGGAGUUCUCAAGACAGGAUUCGAUAGGCAAGAAGACAGAUCAGACAUGAAGAAAAAAAUAGAGAAGAAAGUCGAAACGCAUAUGGAUGGAGGUGAAGAGGGGCAGGAAGGGAAGGGGGAGCGGGAAGACGGCGAGGGAGAGGAGGAGGGCGACGCAGGCAAGGAAGAGCCUGAACCGGUCGCCGACGAUUACGAUGAUGAUGACGAUGACGAUGACGAUGACCAGAUGGGCGAUUACCGCGGGAUGGGAAUCGCAGGCGACGUCGCGGGCGCGAAACGCAUCGCCGUCCACCGCCACUCGCAGCUGCAGAAGGAGCACCGCCGAAAGCGACUCGUCACCAAGGGCGGCGUGCCCACCUACUCGGAGGACACUGUAGCAGACCUCUACCGACUGGCAGACGAGAUAGUGGGAGGACUCUGGAUAAAACCGAAACCGGGGAAGUAGCACUGUUUCUUCCAGCUCCGCAUUUAAAUGAACCAAGAAACCAAGAGGCAGGGAAUGAAGUCAUGUCAUUGGUGCUUUUCCAUGGCGUGCGCUGUCGAUCGUGUCGAAAGGCCUCAAAAAACUAUAUUCUACGCUAUGCGUUUGCGCUUUAACUAAUAAAUUAUUAAUCAAAC
This is a messenger RNA of Gryllus bimaculatus (two-spotted cricket), 1412 nucleotides long. The record is from the annotation of a GenBank genome assembly. NCBI's taxonomy places the organism in Eukaryota, Metazoa, Arthropoda, Insecta, Orthoptera, Gryllidae.